Messenger RNA from Rosa chinensis, 1332 nucleotides. Its product is annotated as 3-ketoacyl-CoA synthase 17. Gene Ontology annotation, biological process: fatty acid biosynthetic process. The coding region runs from base 1 to 1332 and encodes 443 amino acids. Gene Ontology annotation, molecular function: acyltransferase activity, transferring groups other than amino-acyl groups. The record is from RefSeq and is a predicted model, not a curated record. The transcript has a single exon. Gene Ontology annotation, cellular component: membrane. NCBI's taxonomy places the organism in Eukaryota, Viridiplantae, Streptophyta, Magnoliopsida, Rosales, Rosaceae.
AUGUUAACUUUCCUCCAUUUGCUCUUCUACUAUUCCACCCUUUCUUUGUCCUGCAUUUGGCUUCUUUUCAUUUCAAGUCUUUACUACUAUUCCUCUCGUCCCAACCCCGUCUUCCUCCUCGACUUCUCCUGCUUCAAACCAGAUUCUAACCAAAAGUGCAACUUGCAAUCCUCCCAAUCCUUCGUGCGCCGCACAAAUCGCUUCACCAAUGAAAGCGAAGAAUUCAUGCGUAAAAUCUUCCUCAAAUCCGGUCUGGGAGAAGAAACCUAUGCUCCAAAGUUCGUUUUCCAAUCCAACCCCGAAGCCAAGUUAGAGUCCGUCAUGGAUGAAGCUCAGCAAGGCAUGUUCUCAGCCGUGAGCUCACUCCUUUCCAAAACGGGCAUCCAGCCAUCUCUCAUCAACUCCUUGAUCGUGACAAGUGGCAGCUUCUCUCCGGUACCCUCUCUCUCCUCGCUGAUCGUCAACCGUUUUAAGCUCAAACCCGACGUAAAAACCUACAAUCUAAGUGGCAUGGGGUGUAGCUCUGGUGUGAUAUCAAUCGAUUUAGCUGCUAACUUACUAAAGAAGAGCAAAGAGAUUGGAUACGCCCUGGUGGUUAUAAACGAGAGUAUUAGUUUGAAUUGGUAUUUUGGUGAUAGUCGUCCCAUGCUUGUAACCAACUGCAUUUUUCGGGUUGGUUCUGCUGCGGCGUUGAUUACCAACGAUCCAAGUUGUCGCCGAGUCGCGAAGAUGGAACUCGUUCAAUCUCUUCGAACUCACCACGGAGCAAGCGACCGAGCAUAUAAAGCUGCAUUUCAAGAGGAAGAUGACAAGGGCAACCUCGGUUUUGCUCUGACCAAAGAUUUGAUUCCAGUUGCAGGGGCCUAUUUACGUGAGCACAUCAAGAUUCUGGCUCCCCGAGUUCUACCACUGAAUCAACUUGCUAUGUACGCCUACUCGGUCAUUUGUUCUGCAGCAACAUCGGGGAAGAACAGCAAGUUCAAACCAAUAUUCGUUCCGGAUUUCACCACUGCUUUUGACCAUUUUUGUAUCCAUACCGGUGGGAAAGCGGUGAUCGAGCAGGUGGGGAGGGUUCUGCGACUGAGUGACGUGUUGACUGAACCGGCUCGGAUGAGUUUGCACCGAUUUGGGAACACUUCCAGUAGUCUAGUGUUCUAUGAGUUGGCUUAUUUUGAAGCCAAACGGAGAAUUAAAAAAGGAGAUAGGGUGUGGAUGUUGGCGUUUGGGACUGGUUUUAAGGUUGGGAGUCUUGUUUGGAAGUCACUUUCGGAUUUAGGUCAACAGAGUGACAAUCCAUGGGAUGAUUGCAUUCAUAACUACCCAUUAAAGUAA